AUGGUUCCUGGAUGGAAGGAAGAUUAUCAGAUCAAAUCAGCGCCUGAGAGUGUCUCUGAUCUAUUAACCAAGUACAGCCACUUCAUUUCCUUAGCUCAUCCUUAUUCAGCUGAAAGUGUGGCAUUGGCAUUUAUGGAACAUGUCUAUAAGUUACAUGGGUUGCCCAAAGACAUUGUAACUGACAGAGAUAAGUCAGAUGGCCAAGUUGAGAGGGUCAAUAAAUGCUUAGAGACUUAUUUGAGAAACAUGGUGUUCAGCAAGCCAAAAACUUGGGCUAAGUGGCUACACUUGGCUGAAUAUUGGCUCUUUAUGGUUAUAAGCCACCUAUAUAUGCUAACUCUGGGAAUGGGAACAAUAGUUGGAGAAGAUGAGUGGGUUGCUGAAAUAGAGGCCUUGCUAGCAGUGCUUAAAGACAACUUGAGUUUGGCCCAACAUAGGAUGAAGCAACAUGCAGAUAAGAGAAGAAGUGAGAGAGUUCUACAAGUGGGAGAUUGGGUGUAUUUGAAAGUUCGGCCUUACAGACAGAUCUCAGUAGCUAUUCCAGGAAUGAUGGAGAGUGCAAAGAAGAAACGUCAAGACCACGGCUUGCUGGAUGUAGUGUUUUCUUGGUCUUUAGAAGACGUGACAAACAAAAACUUGUACAGAGACAAGGUUAAGGAAAUCCCGGAUACCUUCUUGUCCACGCAUCAUUACUUCACCUCAUUCAUCUAUCCUCUUCUAGAAGAAACCCGUGCUGAUCUCUACUCAAACAUGACAAAUUCACUCCGCAAUGCCCCGGCUUGUGAGGUCUUAGACAUGAAAAUGGCUAAGCAUUUCAAACCUCCUAAAGAUUUCUACUACAACAUUCUGUUGAAGACAACUAGGGAGAGUGAUGGUGGCAGUAAACAAGUAUAUGAACCAGAGGUUUGGGAUUUAAUCGCCUUCUCUGAUGUAAUGCCCAAGUGCAUUGAGGAUCUGAACCGACCAAAUAUAUCCUAUUAUGAAUCAUUAGCGGAGCGAUUAGAGUUUUGUAUGACAACCUUGUACACACAUUUGCCUACUUCACACCUCCCUUUGGGAAUAGUGGAAAAGAUGGUUAGAGCACAUAACAUGCUCCAGACUCUAGGAGCAUUGAAUAUUCACUUUGAUUCAUGGCAGGCAACAAAAUCAGAAUGUGUUGUGAUCUUGAAACUUCUUCGUGGCAGCUUUACUCUCCCAAAACAUUCUAAAAUUCGAAGCUUUUGCUUGAAUAAAACAAUCUUGAUUUUUUCUACUGCCUCGAGUUCAUUCAAAUUGCACACUGAAAGGAUAACACCAAUAGAGGUGUUGGUAAUUGAUGAAGCUGCUCAGCUUAAAGAAUGUGAAUCCACUAUUCCCUUGCAGCUACCCGGUCUUUGCCAUGUUAUACUAAUUGGAGAUGAGAAACAAUUGCCAGCAAUGGUUCAGAGCAAGAUUUGCGAGAAGGCUGAUUUCGGGAGGAGCUUGUUUGAGAGGCUGGUUAAAUUAGGACACAAAAAGCACCUCCUCAACAUCCAAUACAGAAUGCAUCCCUCUAUUAGUUUGUUCCCAAAUAGACGGUUCUAUAAAGGGAAGGUCAUGAAUGGUCCUAAUGUCACAAAUUUAAGGUAUGAGAAGCGAUUUCUUGAAGGAAACAUGUUUGGUCCGUUUUCUUUCAUCAACAUAAGAAAAGGAAAAGAAGAGCUUGAUUGCAAACAUAGUAGUAAAAACAUGGCAGAAGCUUCUGUGGUAGCUGAGAUUGUUGCUAUGCUCUAUAAAGAAUCCCUAUCUUCGAAACAAAGACUUUGUGUUGGUUGCAUAUCACCAUACAAAGCUCAGGUCUUUGCAAUCCAAGAAAAGCUUGGCAAGAAAUACAGCACAGAUAUGGACAGUGACUUCUCUGUGAAUGUACGAUCUGUUGAUGGCUUUCAAGACGGGGAAGAGGACGUGAUCAUCAUAUCUACAGUGCGAUGUAAUGGAAGGGGAUUGGUAGGCUUCUUGUCCAACUUUCAGCGAACAAAUGUGGCUCUCACUCGAGCUAGAUACUGCCUUUGGGUAUUAGGCAACAGUGAGACCUUGAUCGGUAGUGGUUCAGUUUGGAGGGACUUAGUAAUGAAUUCUAAGGCGCGCGGUUGCUACUACGAUGCCUGCAGUGACAAGAACCUGGAACAAGCAAUUGCAGAUUCAUCUGAUGACUUAACAACUAAUCUUUCUGCAUUGAGCCUUAGGGAUGAAUCUGGAUUUUCUUCCGAAUCCUUUUUGAAAUGGGAGGACCUUCUGAAUCAGAGCUUGGGUUUCACAUAAACGAGGAUGGGUCUGAGGAAGUAACGAGCAGAUCGAACAAGUUCAAAUUGAUGAGAAUGAAGACAGGCCG
Messenger RNA from Ipomoea nil (Japanese morning glory), 2350 nucleotides. RefSeq lists its product as uncharacterized. The coding region runs from base 1 to 2280 and encodes 759 amino acids. Gene Ontology annotation, molecular function: helicase activity; nucleic acid binding. The record is from RefSeq and is a predicted model, not a curated record. The transcript has 12 exons. Lineage: Eukaryota; Viridiplantae; Streptophyta; Magnoliopsida; Solanales; Convolvulaceae.